AUGUCGGUUCUCGGAUUCGACAUUGGUAACCUCAAUUGCUACAUUGGCGUAGCACGCCAAGGUGGUAUUGAAGUUAUCACCAACGAUUAUUCAUUACAUGCCACACCUGCAUGUGUCGCAUUCGGUCCGAAAGAUCGUUCUAUGGGUGUGGCUGCCCGCCAGGCAGUCAACACGAACCUCAAGAACACCAUCCUUAACUUCAAACAAUUGAUAGGACGUAAAUAUUCAGACCCGAUUGCGCAAAAGUUUAUUCCAUUUGUACCUUGCAAGGUUGUUCAACUGCCAAACGAUGACAUCGGUCUUCAAGUCACCUAUAUGGGAGAGCAGCAGGUUUUCACUCCGGAGCAAGUUUUCGCAGCAUUGCUUACAAAAUUGCGAACUAUUGUCGAAUCGCAGCUUCCGGACGUUAAAAAAGUCUCGGACUGUGUUGUUACGGUACCAUCUUUCUUCACGGAUGUUCAACGCCGUGCAGUACAAGCAGCCAUCCAGUAUUCCGGAUUGAAUGCAUUGCGGGUUCUUAACGAAACUACCGCCGUCGCUUUGGCUUAUGGAAUCUACAAACAAGACCUUCCCGAUGAAGGCACCAAGCCUCGACAUGUGGUGUUCCUUGACAUUGGUCAUGCUUGCACGCAAGCUUCCCUUGUUGCAUUUAACAAGGGAAAACUUACGAUGUUAAACACCACGUAUGAUUUCGAAGCUGGAGGCCUUUGGUUCGAUAAUCUCAUUCGUGAGCACUUCAGACAAGAAUUUAAAUCCAAAUAUGGAAUUGACGCCGCUACUAACCCGCGUGCUUGGUUGAGACUCCUCGAUGAGUGUGAGAAGACCAAGAAGCAAAUGUCAGCUAAUCAAACACCAAUUCCUAUUAACAUUGAGUGCUUCAUGGAAGACAAGGAUGUUUCAGGAAAAAUGCAAAGAGCUGAGUUUGAAGAGUUGGCUAAACCAAUCUUCGAAAGAAUCAGGAAUGUUCUUGUCACUCUCUUCGACGGAGUUGAGGUUAAGCCACAAGACAUUGAUGAGAUCGAGAUUAUCGGAGGAUCCUCACGUAUUCCAAUGAUCCGCAGGAUUAUUUUCGACUUAUUCCAAAAGGAACCUAAAACAACCAUGAACCAGGACGAAGCUGUUGCUCGUGGUGCUGCCAUGCAGUGCGCGAUUCUCUCGCCAACAUUCCGUGUUCGCGAGUUCUCUGUUAAGGAUUCGCAACCGUAUAGAAUUCAAAUCUCGUGGAGUGGUGGCGCCGCUGAGGGAGGGGAGUCUGUCGCUUUCUCCGAGCGUGAUGAGUUCCCAUUUUCCAAGAUGGUCACACUUCAUCGUCAAGACACAUUCAAAAUUGAUGCUCAUUAUGCGUUCCCGAAUCAAGUACCACACACUCAAGUGCAUCUUGGAAGCUGGCAAGUUUCAAAUGUUAAACCUGCACCCGAAGGAGGUCCGAGAAAGGUGAAGGUGAAGGUUCGCGUCAAUCCUAAUGGAAUCUUCUCUGUCUGCUCUGCUACUAUGUAUGAAACUCAGAUAGUUGAAGAGGCGCCGGCUGAGCCAAUGGAAGUUGACAAUCAGCCGAAUGUUGAGGGUGCCGCUCCACCAGCGGAGGCGGAACCACCAAAGCCGAAAACCAAGACAAUUUCAAUCGAAUUGCCAGUCACUGAAUCAAUUCCAGUGCACUAUGACGUUCCUAAGUUCGCCGCUAUUGAGCAACAAAUGCAAAAGGCUGAUGCGAAAGAGCGCCAGAAGGCUGAUGCCAAAAAUGCGCUCGAAGAGUACGUCUACGAGAUGCGCGAGAAAGUUUCGGACCAAUAUCAGGAAUUUAUCUCACCAGCGUCCGCUGAAGCUUUCCGCUCUGAUUUGACCGCGACCGAGGAUUGGUUGUAUGAAGACGGAGAAGACGCUGAGCAAGCUGUUUAUGAGAAACGUUUGUCCGAAUUAAAGAAUGUUGGAACUCCUGUUGUAGAACGGUACAGAGAAUUUGAAGCUAGAAAGCCUGCUUUUGAUGCUUUUGACCAGUCUAUCAAUCGGGUUCGCAAGGCAUAUGAAGACUACGUAGCUGGCGGAGAAACUUACGCGCAUCUUGACAGCAAGGAUAUGGAGAAGGUGAUCAACGCCAUCGAUGACAAGAAGAAGUGGUUGGAUGAGGCUCGUCACAAGCAAGACUGUCGUCCAAAAACUGAACCACCAGUGGUUUAUGUUGAGGAGAUCAAUCAACAAAGAAAUGCUUUUGAGAACAUUGUGACUCCAAUUCUCACUAAGAAGAAGCCAGCUCCUCCACCACAACCAAAGAAGGAAGAGGCUGCUUCGCAAAAAGCUCCAGAAGCUGGUGAUCAAGCGCAGAGUCAGCAAUCCGAAAUGGACGUUGAUUAA
Molecule: messenger RNA, 2349 nt
Organism: Caenorhabditis bovis
Lineage: Eukaryota; Metazoa; Nematoda; Chromadorea; Rhabditida; Rhabditidae
Source: the annotation of a GenBank genome assembly